Pristis pectinata (smalltooth sawfish) is the source of this 9601-nucleotide messenger RNA. RefSeq names its product receptor-interacting serine/threonine-protein kinase 2-like. Gene Ontology annotation, molecular function: ATP binding; JUN kinase kinase kinase activity. Gene Ontology annotation, biological process: regulation of apoptotic process; protein phosphorylation; innate immune response. Lineage: Eukaryota; Metazoa; Chordata; Chondrichthyes; Rhinopristiformes; Pristidae. The record is from RefSeq and is a predicted model, not a curated record.
AUUGUUCAUACAGAUCAAUACAAUCACGGUGUAUCAAGGUAAUACAAAGUAAAAUACAGAAUGCAGAGUAAAGUAUCACAGCUACAGAGAAAGUGCAGUGCAGAUAGACAAUAAGGUGCAAGGUCAUAACGAGGUGGAUUGUAGGGUCAAGAGUCCACUUUAUCAUACUAAAGAACUGUUCAACAGUCUUAUAACCGCGGGAUAGAAGCUGUCCUUGAGCCUGGUGGUAUGUGCUUUCAGGCUUUUGUAUCUUCUGCCCGAUAGGAGAAGAGAGAAUGUUCAGGGUGGGUGGGGUCUCUUGAGUAUGCUGGCUGCUUUACUGAGACAGCGAGGUGUAGACAGAGUCAAUGGAGGAAAGGCUGGUUUCCGUGAUGUGCUGAGCUGUGUCCGCAACACUCUGCAGUUUCUUGUGGCCCUGGGCAGAGCAGUUGCCAUACCAAGCUAUGAUGCAUCCACAUAGGAUGCUUUCUAUGGUGCAUUGAUAAAAGUUGGUGAGUGUCAAAGGGGAUGUGCCAAAUUUCUUUAGCCUCCUGAAGAAGUAGAGGUGUCUACAUGCUUGGCUAUUGGCAAUGUUCACUCCUAGGAACUUGAAGCUCUGAACCCUCUUGACCUCAGCACCAUUGAUGUAGACAGGUGCAUGUACACUGCCCCCUUUUCUGAAGUCAAUGACCAGCUCUUUUGUUUUGCUGACAUUGAGGGAAAGGUCCUUGUCAUGUUACUAGGCUCUCUAUCUCCUUCCUGUAUCUUGACUCAUGAUAUGGUGGUAUCAUCUGCAAACUUGUAGAUGGAGUUAGAGCAGAAUCUUGCCACGCAGUCAUGGGUGUUAGUGAAGCUGCUUCAAGGUUUCACCAGCCAAUGCUGUCUGUCCAGAGAAGGUCACUUCCCCUUGUUAAAGCGCUGGUUUUCAAGAUGACUGGGAAGCUUCUUUUUGAUGUGACUGUCACAUGAAAUGAGUUAAAUUGACUUAUCGACCAUUAACAGUACUAUGAAAAUAUAGAGAGUAGAAAAUAGAUUCACACAUUUUGUAUAGAGGAUUAUGAAACUAUCAAAUUCCGAUGGCGGGUCACAAAACUUGGAUCCAACUUCCAUUGUCCGUAUGUGCAUACUUAAAGCAGUGGACACCUUCAACUCCCACCUUUGAAAAUUCGCCCUCAGCUGAUUCAGGAUUGCUUUCCCGGGAAACGGUGGCUUGGUAACAAUUGCAAAGUGCUGGAAUUUCGCCCGACAGUCAUCAAGAGAAAUAUCCCCGCUGAAAUAGCACCGUCCUUUAUCAUUUCUACGUAAACUUUCUAUGAUUAUGACUCAUGUAGAAAGUUAUUAAGUGUGUUCGAACUUGAUUGGGAAAAGAGAGAAAGUAAGAUUUUCCUUUACUGCGCCAACCACUGGUCAGGUUUAUUUGAACAGCUAGCGAGAACAUUUACCUUUUGCUUUAAAGUUCUUCCUCUCCCAUCCCACCCCCCGAGAAAUAUUCACUGGAAGCACCAAAACGUUCUCUGGUUUCCCGUAGAAGGAGUGGUUUCUAGUGCGCUGCGGGCUACGCAGGGACUGGCCGUGAAAAGGCGGAAGAGUGUUGUAUUUGGGGAAUUCCUGUUCGCAAAGUUCCUAAGUGGAGCUCCUUUCUGGUGAACCAUUAACCCUUUGGGCUGCACUGGCGAUAACAUUCUGCUUCAGACACCGCAAGUUAGAGUUUCCUCUGAGCUGGCGCCCGCUGUGUUGUGUAGGAGAGACGUGGAGCUGUCGGAGGGGGGAGAAGUGUUGUCUUCUCUCUGAGCCUGGUCACUCCUCGAAGGAUGAGCACAGGCUGGAGGCACCGGCUGCAGUGACGGAGGCGAAGAUCCGCGUCUCUCUGAAGUCAUGGAGUGCUCAGGGGGGAGCAGCUUCUCUCCCAUCUCGUCCAUCCUAGACGUGGUUCCUUACCAGAAGCUGGUGGACCUUCACUAUAUCAGCAGAGGAGGCUACGGCGUGGUGUACAGAGCGCGGCACAGCGACUGGAGGAUCAAUGUGGCUGUCAAGUGUUUACAGUUUGACACUCCAAUGGAGGAAGGUGAAAGGAACACACUGUUGAAGGAAGCAGAGGUCUUGCACAGAGCCAGAUUUUCCCACGUAAUCCAAAUUUAUGGUAUUUGCAAUGAACCUGAAUUCCUGGGCAUUGUGACAGAAUACAUGAGCAAUGGAUCUUUGGACCAGCUCCUACAUCAGAAAGAAACUUAUCCUGUAUUUCCUUGGACGUUACGACUUCGAAUACUAUAUGAAAUUGCCCUUGGAGUAAAUUUCCUGCACAACAUGAAUCCUCCAUUGCUGCAUCAUGACCUGAAGGCACAAAAUAUUCUGCUGGAUGGUGAAUUCCAUGUGAAGAUUGCAGACUUUGGACUUUCAAAAUGGCGCCGCUUAACUAUGAGUAAAUCGUCAGGCCUUAAAUCCCCCACAGCCGGAGGGACAGUUAUCUACAUGGCCCCUGAGCAGUAUGAGCCAAACAAAGUGAAACGUGCAGAUGUAAAACAUGACAUGUACAGCUACGCAAUAAUAAUGUGGGAAGUCCUCUCAAGAAAACAGCCGUUUGAAGAUGCUACAAACCCAAUACAGGUCAUGUUUAGUGUACUGCAAGGUACAAGACCUGACACCAGUGAGGAGAGUUUACCAUUGGAGAUCCCCAACCGUGAAAUUCUGAUUGAGCUGAUGAGAAGUGGCUGGUCUCAAAACCCGAACGAACGACCUUCUUUUAUUAAGUGUCUCAUAGAAUUGGAACCCGUGGUGCGAACAUUUAAUGAACUGACUCUACUUGAAGAUGUUUUAUAUCUGAAACGAGCCAAAGGGAAUUGUGCCUCAGACUUUUUCUCAGCAUCAUAUGAAAAGCUAAAUGGAGAUUUGAAGACACUUAAUAUACCAAUGCAGGCAGUGAAUACAGAGCCACAUAGCUUAUCUUCCCAACAGGAAAAUGUCUCCUUUCAGCAAUCAUUGGCACCACACAACCAGCUAUCACCAACAGCUUCCUUAUUAACUCCAUGCAACCCAAUUUCUUCAUCAAUAGAAGAUAGAGUUGACAUACACGAUAUAAAUAGUACAGACGGAAAUGUACUGUCUAGUAUGAAGUGUCAAGAAGAAUUGUACCCACCACCUUUAGCUGGCCUCAGAGACGAAGGCAGUUUGUCUCAGACUGCUAUAUGUCAACCAGAUAACAACUUUGCUCCACGAAGUGGAAUUCCUGAAAGUGAAUCAGACUACGGGCUAGGACUAGUAACAUUACAACCUUCCUCUGGUUUCCUCACAGAAUCAAUCCAUCAAGGUGUGGCUGACCAGUGGAUUCAAAGCAAAAGAGAGGAUAUUAUUAACCAGAUGACAGAAGCAUGUCUAAAUCAAACACUGGAUGCCCUGAUUUCUCGUGACCUAAUAAUGAAGGAGGACUAUGAGCUCAUCAGCACCAAACCCACAAGAACAGCCAAAGUCCGACAACUCCUGGACACUAGUGACAACCAAGGAGAAGACUUUGCCAAAGUCAUUGUUCAGAAGUUAAAGGACAAUAAGCAAAUGGGUCUUCAACCUUAUCCAGAACUAUGUAUGUUAUCCAGUCCAGUCUCUCUUAUAAGCCUGAUGCCAACCCACCUCAAAAGCAAGUGACUAUUAUUCAGAUUUGUUUAUUUGGAUCUACUGUUACCUUGGUCCUAUAAGCUAUGAUGUCAUAGUUGUUUCAUCUUCAGUGUUCUUUGCAUUGAACUAUGGGUUGCACCUAGUGACAUUACAAUAUUUUACAAGUUGAAAUAAUUUUCUUAUAAACCAGGCAGAGUGAAUUUUAUCAUGAACAGAUCCCAUUUGUCUGCCCUUCACAGUUGUUGGUUCUCCAACAAGUAGAGAAUUUUUUAUUUUAGUCUUUUACCCAGAUGUUACAUUGUAUGGAACUCUGAAAUAGUGUCACACCUUUAUGAGUGGAGGCUGUUCUUAAUUAUGCAUUUCUGAAAAAAAUCCAUUGAUUGCCUCAUUAGGAUGACACUACAACUCAAGUGAUGUUUACAGCUGAAUUUUUAGAAAUAAAUUUUAGCAGGACUUAAAUGGAAGAGUUGUUUUGACUCGAUUUGCCAAAGCAUCAUAAAUGUGCAUAGCGCCAAUUGCAGAUUUGGAGUUUUGCAAAAAGCUUAGAAAGUAAGUAACAAAAGGUCAACAAUAUCUCAAAGAUGUUGGAAAUUUUUUGGAAAUCCUCAAAAGGCAGCUCAAUCCUUUAACAACUUUUGUUAAGCUUGAAGGAGUGAGAAGUGAUUAAAAUGAAUGCAGAUAAGAUUAAAACACAAGGAUGAAUCUACAGGAAAACAAAAGCACCUGGGUCUUCCCGGCUCUGAACCUCCAGAUAUAACUGUGGACAUGUGGUGGAUAGGAGGGUGCUGAUUUUAUUGUUACUUAAGUAUGACAUUCCCAUAGGCACUGCAGCAGGAACUUCCUCCAGGCUUCAACCACAGCUAUCGUUACGGUCACUGAAUAUGCUAUUUGAUGCAAAAUGGUUGCUGGAGAUGUUCCUGCAGCAAGUGGCAUUCCUCUGCAUUCAGCUUUAUGAUCAGAAUCCUAUGAAGACAACCUUUUCCUUUUCCAGUAGCAACAGGCACCAUGUCAAGUAUGGCAGACAAGGUAACUGGUCAUUAUUGUUAUUGAAAUGCUAACAUUGUUUAUUCCUCAAUAGAUACUGCCUGACCUGCUGAGUAUUUCCAGCACUGUGUUUCUAUUUAAGGUAGACUGACUAUUGUCCAUUCUGUAGAUCCAACUGAAAAAGUUUGGCAUACCAUAACUCCAGUGGUUUGUAUCGCCCACCAAAGCAGACCACAUGGACCUUAAAAUCUAGAGCACACCUUUUCUUAGUGAAAGCUAGAUAAACAAUAACAGGAUUCAGGUGGUCAGAACAAAGCACUUUUAUUCUUUUCUCAACUACUGGGAUUUAUCAUACUGGUUUAUGGGUUCAAACCUAUUAUUUAUUAAUGAAAACUAUAUUUCUCUCCAAGUGCCUCAACUACAUAAAUAUGAGUCUAUCUUCCAGCUGGAAAACAUAGUACUACAAUAAGGGACUAAGAAGAAGGAGUAAGCCAUUUGUCUGCCUGUUAAAAGCUAAUGCUUUCUCUGCCAUUCAAUAAGAUCUGUCUGCAAGAUGGAAAAACCUGUCCAAGCCUUGGCUUUUAAUAGGCAGAUAAUUUGAUCUGCAAGAUUGCAAGAAGAGACAAAAUCUGGGUGUAGUUUAAUUAAUAUAAUUCUGAGAGGUAGACAGAAUAAUAGUUGCACUGUAUUCCAGCCAAUUAUUUCCAUGUCUGUCUCUCAGAAACCUCACAUAACUGCCAACCAAAUUCAUUACCUCAGACUGAAGACCAGUGUCCAGGUUAUAACAAUCCAGACACAAAUGUAACAAGUUAUUUCCUUGGAGUAGAGACCACCAAUGACUACAUUUAGCCAUUGGCUACUCUAGCUAGUUAAAAGCUUGACAGAAGGUUGAGGAUCAGACUCAUGGAAAAAAACAUUCUAUCAGGUCACACUGAACUGAAGUGAUCGCUAUAAUUUUCUGUUGUGUGAACCUGUUCUAAUUAAUAAAAAUAGUCUCAGACAAAAGGAUGUUUUUGUUUGCAGGAUAAAAAUAGAAAGCAUAUACCAUAAACAAUGAUGUUGGGUCCACAUUGUUCUUUAUGAACAGAAGUCCUAACUACACUAAUGAUCUGCCAAAGUGAGAUGCAUUCAACUCUGCCUCCUGAGGUACUGGUGACAUGUACAUCUUGUACACUCUUGUAUCCUUCUGAUGGUCUCAGUCCUCAAUGAGGAAAUGCUAAUUGAGAAUUCCAACACUCACACUCAUUGUAAUGCUGCUUGAGCCAAAAAAAAGGUUUUGCACAAACGUUUAAGAAGCUACUUCUAAAAGUGAAGAAAGAUGCAGAGCUUUCAUUUUGUACUUUAAUUAUGUCCUCAACAGUGGUGUACGUAAUGAGGCCCACUCCUUCAUAUACCACCGUUUGACUAUUUGUCUAGGGAUUCCCAUUUAUCAUUUGCCUUCCUAAUUGCUUGCUGUACCUGUUGUUUCUACCAAACUGCAUGACCUCAUGUUUUUCCACAUUUUAUUCCAUCUGCUACGCCCUUGCUAAUUCACUUUUCAUGUCUUUUUUCCUGCAAAACCCAUCUGCAUCCUCCUGCCAUCACCACCUAGCUUUGUAUAAUCAACAAAACCUAACAAGACCUAAUGAGCCUCUUGGCUCUCUCAUCCAAAUCAUUAAUAUAGAUUUUGAACAGCUGGCUCCAACGCCUGCAACAUUCCAACAGGCACAGCCUCAGAAAUGAAGUGAUCUGUUUACUCUUAAUCUGUUUUCUGUCUGUUAACCAAUCCUCAGUCUGUGCCAGAAUAUUAGCUCCAAUCCCAUGUGCUCUGCUUAAUAACAGAUUGUGUGACACCUUAUCUAGGACCUCUCAAGGUCCAACUACGCCAUUUCUACCAUUUCUCCUGUUCGCUACAACCUUAAACAGAUUUACUAAAUGUGAUUUGCCUUUCAUAAAUCCAUGUUGAUACUGCCCAAUUCCAUUAUUAUUUUCCAAGUGUCCCACUACCAGUUUUAAAUAAUAGAUUCCAGGAUUUUCCUUAUAACUGAUGUCAGGUUAAUUAAUCAAUAGAUUCCCGUUUUUCUUCUCCUUCCUUUCUUAUUGGUGGAGUUACAUUUACCAUCUUCCAAUUUCCAAAAACCAUUCCAGGAUCUGUGGAAUUUUGGAAGAUGACAGCCAGCGCAACCUGAAUCUCCAUAACUGCCAUCUUCAAAAUCUUGAGAUACAGGUCAUCAGGUUCUGGGUAUUUAUUUCCUUUCAGUCUUGUUAAUUUCUCCAGUACCACUCUUUUACUAAAGUCAGUUUCUCUCAAUCUUCAUUCAUUCUCCAAGUUCCAAGACGUUUUCUUUAUUUCCAUGAAUAAAAUCACAGAAUACUUUGUGCUUCCACUGCCCUCUGAGGAAGAGAGUUCCAAUGAAGCAUGACCAUCUGAGUGAAAAAUAUUCAUCUCAACUCUCUCUUAAAUGGGGAAACUUUUUUUUAAACAGUGACCUACAGUUCAAGAUUCCCCCAGAAGCAGAAAAAUCUUCUCCAUCUCCAACAUGUCAAGAACCCUCAGGAUCCUGUAUGUUUCAACGAGGUGCCUCCUUACUCUUCUAAACUCCAGUAGAUCCAAGUCUAUCCUUUUAACCUUUCCUCAAAAGACAAUCUGCGCAUUCCAUGUAUUCAUCCAGUAAUCAUUCUUUCACCCGAUUCCAGUGUAUUAACAUCCUUCAUUAAAUAAGGAGACCAACACAUACACGGCCUCAGCAAUGUCCUAUAACAUUGUAUUCACUUCCCAAGCAAUAAGUGAUAACAUUCUGACCACUUUCCUCUUGGGUUUUUGAGACUUAAAGUGAUAUUAUUUUCUUCAAACUGUGUAUUAAUUCUUAAUGUUGGCUAUUACUGGUUUACGGUCAUAUUUUUUAAUGUACUUUCCCAAUCUACCAUAGGCACUCCACCCAGUAUAUUAUUUAAUUUGUUCAGAUUUUAGAACCUGGUUUCAAAUUGAAUUAAAUCACUUUCAAUUUUUAUAUAAAUUUCUAUUGUGUUAUAAUCACCAUUCCUUGAAGGCCACUUAACUACCUUUUCUCAUCACACAUUACCAGGCUGAAAAUAAACAAUUCUCUUGUUUGUUCCUUUACUUAUUGAUCUAGAAAACCAUCUUGUAUUUCCUCCUUGAAUUCAUCUUGCAUAGUAUUAAUGUUAAUUAGAUGUAGAUUAAAGAGCCCGCACGACUGUGUUACCCUUUUUUUAAUUCACCUAUAGUUUACUGAUUUAUACUAUGCACUCUAUUAUCACUACUGUUUGGGAGCCGAUAUACAAUUCCAUCCAAUCUGCGUAGAAAUGUAAAUUUAGGGAAGACAAGUAUGGCCAAGAUACUGGAGAAUAUCAUUAUAAUGUUAGAUGGCAUACAUGAUGGGCUUUCGUUUGUUUAGGUGACCCAUUCCCAUUGUCAUAACAGUGGGCAAUGCAGAAGGCCUCAGAACUUUGUUGUGACCCAGGGAGGGUUACAUAUUUUCCGAGUCAAUAUUUUGGGAAGUGCUAGUGUCCCUGGGACCAAUUGACUUCAAAGUAUUGCCAACAAUGGCAGCUGGGGAGUGGGUAAGAGAUGUGCCAAGUGGAAGUUUAGGAGGAAAGUUCAACCUAGGUGAGCAUUGGGGGCUUUAUGAUGAUCAAGGCCUCGGACCGGGGUAAUGAACUCAGGAAGAGGAUGAUUGGUUGAGGGUUGGGAAGGGGAUCAGAGUAUUGGAAUGUGUGGUGGAUCUCAGGGAAUGGGAUCUGGACUUCGUGACCUGAGGCCAGGGAGGGUGGGUGCGGUUGGGAGUCAAAGACGGUAUUGUGAUUGGCAGCUGAGGGAGGCAGGGUUGCAGUUGAGAGUUGAAGGGGGUCAGAGGUAUGACCAGAAGCUGGGGAAAGAUGUGAUUGGCAAUCUGGGGCUGGUGAUGAUGGGAAUCAAACAGGUAGAGGAUGGAGGUCAGUUCCACGUCAGGUGGGGCUGGUUACAAAGGUAAGCAGAGGGACUUAGCUUGGUGGAAAGGACUCCCACCAAUCACCGAUUAACAACUACUCCCAGAACUAGGUAAUUCAGUUUCCUGCACAAUAUAAAAUUACAUUAUAUCAUUCUGGUCACAUGAUCAGCAAGAGGGUGAAAUGUGACUGGAUGUACUCAGUCAAAUUUUCAGCGAAAUAUUAAGUGUCGCAAAAUUAUCGCAGCUGCCAGUCAAAUACUAGUCAAAUUUGGAUUACAUUUGCACUGGGAAAUCCAAUAUCUAUGCCAUGGAAUUUAUUAAUGAGAAAUCUGUAACAUUAGCAUUUUAAAAUUUGAUCCUCUACUUAGCUUCCUUUAGUCUGGAAAAUGAACAGUAAAGGCCAAUCAUCCGCAACAUUAAUACUGAACUGUUAAUCAGCCUUGCAGAGCGCACCACUGCAUUAACAUUGUUAGUAUGUUUUCAUCAUAAGUAGUGAUAGAAGUAAUACAAGAGCUGCUAAUUCCUUUGUGAAUCUGCAGGAGUUUGCUUUAUGAACUGGUUAAAUAUGAUUUGCUGAGCAUUUUAUUUGUAUAUUAAAAUAUUCUUCAAGAAAAAAGUGAUGCCUGAAUGGAAUAGUUAUAUUUGGAUACAGCACAUUGAAUGGAAGUGAUGCUUUUUGCUGCUUGAAUGGAAUUCCCUGCCACCUAUAUUUUCAUGCUCUUCAGAAGUUCCCUCCUGAUCUCAUCAGUUGGACUUGCACACCAAAAACAGAUGAAAAUUAGAAAGCUUUAUUGCAUCUUUGAAUUUUGUAUUCUGUGCUUUGUUAACCUCCAGUUUUUAAUUUAGUAGGUGAAAUUCCUAUGUCUUGAUACUAUUUCAUGAUUUUUUUAUAAAAGGUGUUCCUGCUUUGGAGCUUAAUGCAGUAAUUGUAAAAUACUCUAUUUUUCCAUAAUGUGCUUGUGUUGACUUACAUAAAAUUAAAAUAUAAAUUCUGUGUAGAAUUUACAAAUGGUUUGUUGUUUGGUUACUUGAAAAAUAUUGUUACUUGCUGACAUGAUUUGCAAUGCUGACCUACUGUUGUGUUCCUUUCAAAUCCACCAAGA